Molecule: messenger RNA, 1314 nt
Organism: Triticum aestivum (bread wheat)
Lineage: Eukaryota; Viridiplantae; Streptophyta; Magnoliopsida; Poales; Poaceae
Exons: 2
Coding region: 260-1105 (281 amino acids)
Molecular function (GO): zinc ion binding
Source: RefSeq, a predicted model, not a curated record
GGCUUCGCUUCAUCUGCGAGGUAAGUUUCUCUCCGAUCGUAAGAGGAGAAGGGCAGAGAGAACAAAAAUCUUGGAGAGUAGAACUCAUGGACUUUGUAAGUUAGUAUGCUUUUCUUUCUCCGUGAAGUCAUUGUAUUCAUGUAGGUAAAAUGUCUUUUGAAUUGUUGGUUCAUGUCAUGAGGAAAGCAUGCCGGAGAUAAAAUUGAGAGGAAAAAAAUGUAGAACUUGCUAGCUUUAUGAAUGAGAAUUGUCAAGAAACAUGUACAACAGCUUAAUAUUUGUUUUCUACAGGAUGUCAUUCCCAGACGAAUAUCUGCUAUUUCGCGCAGAAGGGAAGAUUUGGAAUGGACCUGACGGGGCGCAAGUGAGUCCCGAUUGCCCGUUUGUGGUCAAGCAGGUGGCGGAGCUGAAGAACAAAUCGUUCGAACAAGUGCGGCGCGCGAUCCUGAAGAAUUUUCAGUUGAACGAAGCAACACAUGAACUCACUUUGCAGCACAUCCUGUAUGUGAGGACCGAUCCUUCCGCUCCUCCAUACAAUGUGCUGAUUGACAUAGUAGGCGAGGAAUCAUGGAGGGCAUUUUUCAAGGUGGCAUGCCGCCAUGUCCGCUCCUUCAAGCUCUUCGCCAAAUGGACUGUCAAGAAGACAAGCUCUGCCUCCAAUGCGACUGACAGCAAUAUCACAACAGUUAUUGACGAAGAUACCGCCAUAACAGAUGACUCUGACGACGGUGGUUGGCCGGCUUGCAAGCACGAUAAACCAUGCACCAUUGAAACUUCAUGGGACCGACAUGACCCGGGGCGAAGGUUCUACCGCUGCCCCUUCUUCGCUAAUCCUAAAGAAGACUGCAAAUUCACCAAAUGGUUGGACAAGAAGUUUCCUGAGAAGGCAAACGAACUCAUAAACAAAUACCAGGACACGGUUGAUUCACUCCAACAACAAGUCGACAACCUCAAGUGUGAGCUUGAGGAACUCCGUCGCCGUCAUCGGAAAAGAUCCGCAGAAGAAGUUGUUGUCAGUCAUGGAGACAAGUGCCCCUGUGGCAAGAGCCUGUGCGACCUAACUUGUCGCGGCCGGGAGAAACAGACACGCUCAGGCCAAAUUUGAAAUAUUGAAGAAAAAUAGGGAAAAAAGGAAAAUGACAUGAAAAUUUGAAAAACCUGGAGCAUUAUGAAAGUGUUAUUGAAAAUCUAAUAGUAGUAAACGAUGGGGAAGAAAAGUAAAAAAGAAACCUUUGAAUCUAUGUAAACCCAUAGUCCAAAUAUUUGUGGAAGCUGUUUGGUCUUAAAAUGUAAAUAUUAUUUACUUGUAUUUUU